AUGAAGCCCCUUGUGGAAGCCGCGAUUGUUGAUGUAUGCAGAAACACAAGGACCUUGCCGUGCAGAAAGAUGGUGAUCGCAGACUUGGGAUGCUCCUCUGGCCCAAAUGCAGUAGCACUGGUGUCGAUCGCCCUCGAGACAACCCGCAACCACUUUCUUCAGUUGCAACAGCCACCUCCGGAAGUCAGUCUACUCCUUAAUGAUCUCCGAUACAAUGACUUCAACGUAGUGGUGAAGAGCCUGGUUGUGCUCCGGCAAAUCAACGAGCCUAUUGUUGUAGCUGGUGUUGUACCAGGGUCAUUCUACGAGAGGCUCUUGCCUAGCGGCUCCGUGCAUCUUUUCUGUUCAUCCAACAGCCUUCAUUGGCUCUCAAAGGCUCCUGAAGAUUUAAGGAUAAAACAAAUCCCUGCAUAUGACAUCGAUGAGAAUGUCAGGCAUGAAAGACUCCCAGUGGUCGCUGGAGCUUAUACACGACAAUUCAGGAAAGAUUUCACACUCUUCCUGAAGCUGAGAGGCAAGGAAUUGGUCCCAGAUAGCCGGAUGGUUGUUUCCCUCGCAGGGAGGCGUUCAGAUGAGCUAGUCACCGAAAUCACUCACGUCUGGGGAACUACAGCUCAGGUUUUAGGCGUCAUGGCCUCAGAGUGUGCCAUUGACAAAGCCAAGUUUGAUUCUUUGUACAUACCGGUAUAUGCACCUUCCCUUAAAGAGCUUAGGGAGAUCAUCCAAGAAGAGGGCUCCUUAUCAAUCACAGAGAUGCGGGUGCACGACCCUGCAAGCGGCAUGGAUAGCACGCUCCUCACCCCAAACAAGAUAGCGAAUUGUAUGAGAGCUGCAUUGGAGCCGAUAAUGGUCCAGCAUUUUGAAUUAUCCGGAGAGGUCAUGGAUGAAUUUGCGAGGACCGCUGAAAGCACUUGA
This is a messenger RNA of Triticum aestivum (bread wheat), 915 nucleotides long. RefSeq names its product probable jasmonic acid carboxyl methyltransferase 2. The transcript has 3 exons. NCBI's taxonomy places the organism in Eukaryota, Viridiplantae, Streptophyta, Magnoliopsida, Poales, Poaceae. The coding region runs from base 1 to 915 and encodes 304 amino acids. Gene Ontology annotation, molecular function: methyltransferase activity. The record is from RefSeq and is a predicted model, not a curated record.